Meleagris gallopavo (turkey) is the source of this 457-nucleotide messenger RNA. The record is from RefSeq and is a predicted model, not a curated record. Lineage: Eukaryota; Metazoa; Chordata; Aves; Galliformes; Phasianidae.
UCUAGGAUGAGCCGGUGCCUUUGGCCUUCUUCUUCCACGAUGCCGAGAUCGUCGUUUCGCUGGAGAAGACCUUGGCAGGGCAGGCAGUGGAGACAGAGAAGGUUCUCGACAUCAAUCUACCAGCCGCAGGCCGUGUUCAGGGUGCGGGCGGUGACGCGCUGCACCAGCUCCCUGGAGGGACACACCGAAGCUGUCAUCUCUGUUGCCUUCAGCCCCACGGGAAAGUACCUGGCGAGCGGCUCUGGGGAUACCACAGUCCGCUUCUGGGACCUCAGCACGGAGACGCCGCAGUUCACAGCCAAAGGUGGGUGCAGGGUGUCCUGGGAGGGCAGCUCCUCCCCAGUCGCACUCAAACAGGGCAGACCUUGUGUGCUGUGUGGGCUGGGACUGUCCUCCGAGGAAUGGAGCAGCUCUUUUGCACUGAGUUGAGGAAAAGGAGGAAGAAGGUCUGGCCAGG